GCGUGGAGGCUGAGGGAGAGAGUGGGGCUGAAGGGUAGAAAUUUACCGGGAAAUGAUUGCAUUUGGGAGCUGUCUUUUUUGUGAUGGUCCCCAUGGUGACAAUUUGUGACGGCAAAGAAUGUGGGAACGGGGCGCUGCCGCCUGAUUGGGAUGCUUUGUAUCUGGAGAGGCGCUCCUGAUUGGCCUGAGGGGCCCCCCAGCUCCGGGGACUCAGUCUCCAUUCAGCCCACUCGAGGGCUGCACCACCGCUUCCAGCCAGACGCACGGAGCUCGCCGGCCGCGCCGGGCCUGGCCCAGGUCUGCGGCAGGGAACCUGCCGGGCCACGUUGGUGGGGCCCGGGGCCCGGGGCCCGCACCCUCGGUCCGCUCUGUGCCCUUCUCUGGAGCAGCCAGACCCUGCAGAACCUACUCUCUUCAUGGAAAGCCCCGUGCAGUGGUCCCCUGGCGAUGGCGUCCGACAGUGACGUGAAGAUGCUGCUGAACUUUGUGAACCUGGCGUCCAGUGACAUCAAGGCGGCCCUGGACAAGUCCGCGCCCUGCCGCCGCUCCGUGGACCACCGCAAGUACCUGCAGAAGCAGCUCAAACGCUUCUCCCAGAAGUACUCCCGGCUCCCGCGGGGCCUCCCCGGCAGAGGGGCCGAGCCUCACCUGAGAAGGGGGCCCGAGGACCGGCCCGGGAGGCUGCCCCUUGAUUCUGGCCAGGAUUCCAGCCCCGGCGGGGGUGGGGGCUGCAAGGAGAAGGCUCUGGGGAACCCCUACAGGGAAGAAUGUCUCUCUAAGGAGCAGACCCUCCAGGGGCAGAAUCCAGAAGCUGCCAGGCCUGGCCAGGUGCCCAUGAGGAAAAGACAGCUGCCCGCUUCCUUCUGGGAAGAGCCACGGCCCACCCACAGCUACCCCCUGGGGCUGGAGGGGGGACUGGGCCCCAGGGAGGGAGCUCCCUAUGAGGGUAAGAAACCCUGCAAGGGCUUGGAGCCCAUGGGGCCCGAGUUGGCCCCAGUGCCCACGUCCCCAAGGGCACCCGCUGAAAAGGAGCCACUCAAGAUGCCUGGGGUCACCCUGGUGGGCCGUGUUAAUGCCUGGAACUACUGCCCCCUCCAGUACCACGGACAGCCCAUCUACCCGGGCCCUCCAGCCGCCUUGCCUCAGAGCUCGGUCCCCAGCCUGGGCCUGUGGAGGAAAAGCCCGGCUUCCCCGGGGGAGCUGGCCCACUUCUGCAAGGAUGUGGACAGCCCAGGGCAGAAGGUGUACAGACCCGUGGUUCUGAAGCCUAUCCCCACCAAGCCAGCCAUGCCCCCACCCAUCUUUAACGUCUUUGGCUACCUCUAGCCGGGCUAGGAGGGCCUUGGCUCCCACCUCCGGCCUGCAGGCGUGUUGGGGGCCCCGGGAGCUCUCCUUGUGUGGAGUGGGCUGGGCGGUGGUGUGGCCUCUUGGGAAGCCUCCCUUUGUGUGUAUGUGGGAGGUGGAGGGCGGGACUGGGGCAGGGGCUUCUCAGGCAGUCUCCGGGUCAGCCCUUGCAGCCUUGGGAGCUGCGGGACGGGCGCGGCUGGCCCCUCCCCAGCCAGGCCAGGACCUGACAGAUCAUCCCGCCAUCCCUGCGCAGACCUCGGGCCAUAGGGUUUUGCUACCAGCCACCCCAGAAGCCAGAGUUCCUCAUCUGUUCAUCUGCCACCCACUGUGUAAGCCAAUCUCAGUUCUGUUUUGUUCUUUGUAAAUAUAAAGGUUAAAAGAAUAAAGAUAUUUCUUUUGCAGUUU
This is a messenger RNA of Ceratotherium simum simum (southern white rhinoceros), 1752 nucleotides long. NCBI's taxonomy places the organism in Eukaryota, Metazoa, Chordata, Mammalia, Perissodactyla, Rhinocerotidae. The record is from RefSeq and is a predicted model, not a curated record.